This is a messenger RNA of Lontra canadensis (Northern American river otter), 2205 nucleotides long. RefSeq names its product metallophosphoesterase 1 (gene MPPE1). Bases 555 to 1736 code for a protein of 393 amino acids. The record is from RefSeq and is a predicted model, not a curated record. Gene Ontology annotation, cellular component: endoplasmic reticulum-Golgi intermediate compartment. Lineage: Eukaryota; Metazoa; Chordata; Mammalia; Carnivora; Mustelidae. Gene Ontology annotation, molecular function: phosphoric diester hydrolase activity. The transcript has 12 exons. Gene Ontology annotation, biological process: endoplasmic reticulum to Golgi vesicle-mediated transport; GPI anchor biosynthetic process.
CCGAAGGCUCGCGGAGCCCGCCUCGAGCCGCGGCCGUGCACUUGGGAAGCGAACUCGGGGCCGCCCUGUCCACGAGCGGGGCGCCGGGGCCGCCCCGAUCCGCACCGGCCGGCGUGCCCCCUGCCGGGCGCCAACAGCUUCGCGGCUUCGGCGCGCCCCUCGCCUUCUCGGACGUUGCUCGGCGGGGGGUUGCAGGGAGCCUCGGCGCUAAGGCCUUGAGCGGAGAAGAAAGUCUAGAAGACAGCAAGGAUGGCACGAACAGCCGAAUCGUUGAGGAAGAUGCAGCCGAGGGGCAGCAGCCAUAAAAGGUUUUCCUUUGGAAGACUUCCACGUAGGGGCUUGUCAGCUGCGUCAGAAAAUGAGGGAGCGGUGCUGUCCCUGAGGUCAGCCUGAGCACAAAGAGAAGGUCCCUUGAUACCUAUCUGGAAGCCACCCUAAGGUCCAUGGCUAAGCCCUGGACACCGGAUGCGCCUUACCCAAGAUUCCACACUUCUCUUGCGGUCAGUUCUUGAUGGAUUUCACUCCUGGAUGCUGGCGACUCCUGGGCAGGAGACAUGGCUCCAAUCAGGCUGGGGUUUGGAAACCAGGAUCUGUGUCUGCUCAAGAGAAGGAGUUUCCUGCUGUUGAAACUCACAGCUGUUGUCUUUGCCACGCUUCUAUUUUGUGAAUUUUUAAUCUAUUAUUUGGUGAUCUUUCGGUGUGAUUGGCCUGAGGUGAAAACUCUGGCUCGUAACAGUGGACAAAAGACUCUGAAAGCCAUGUUUUUGGCUGAUACCCACUUGCUUGGGGAAGUACAAGGCCAUUGGCUAGACAAAUUACGAAGGGAAUGGCAAAUGGAGAGAGCUUUCCAGACGGCUCUGUGGUUGUUGCAGCCCGAAGUUGUCUUCAUUCUAGGGGAUGUCUUUGAUGAAGGGAAGUGGAGUUCCCCCCAGGCCUGGGCAGAUGAUGUGCAGCGAUUUCGGAAAAUAUUCAGACACCCACGUCACGUGCAGCUGAAGGUGGUUGCUGGCAACCAUGACAUUGGCUUCCACUAUCAGAUGAGCACAUACAAAAUAAAACGAUUUGAGAAAGUUUUCAACCCCAAAAGGCUGUUUUCUUGGAAGGGAACGAAUUUCGUGAUGGUCAACAGCGUUGCCCUGGAAGGGGAUGGCUGCCACAUCUGCUCCAAAGCGGAAGCUGAACUCCUGGAAAUUUCUCAACGACUGAAUUGCUCCCGUGAGCAGGAACGUGGCUCCGGCCCCUGCCGAGAUGUGCCGCUGCUGCCCGUGUCCGCCCCGGUGCUCCUGCAGCAUUUCCCGCUUUACCGGAGGAGUGAUGCUAAUUGUUCUGGGGAGGACGCUGCGCCUCUGGAAGAGCGGGGCAUCCCCUUUAAGGAGCGGUAUGACGUGCUUUCCCGGGAGGCCUCUCAGCAGCUACUUUGGUGGCUGCGGCCACGUCUCAUCCUGAGUGGCCACACGCACAGUGCCUGCGAGGUGCUCCACGGGGCGGGAAUCCCCGAGAUCAGCGUGCCCUCUUUCAGUUGGAGGAACAGAAACAACCCCAGCUUCAUCAUGGGCAGUAUGACGCCCACAGAGUACGCCCUUGCCAAGUGCUACCUGCCUCACGAGGCUACUGUUCUGGCCACAUACUGUGUAGCAGCUGGGCUCCUGGCGGUCCUCCUGUUAGUCCACUCCAGACUUCUACCCUCACCUUUUCUUUUUGGCUGGAACCUGCUCAGAAAAUUUAAGACAACGUAAAGAGCAGGAGACUUGUGUAUUUCGUCAUAAGUAACAAAGCCAAAGAAACUGGACCUUGGGCAGGGCUCACAGGAGAUGAGGUCAAAGGAGGCGGUCUUUAUACACAUCACAGAAACUGUUAAUCACUGAUGCAAAUUCCUGCAGAAUAAAUAGUUGAUGGUACUGUUCUCAUGCUAUAAAAAUGGAACGUGUACUCUACAACAAGUCUUGUCUCAUUUUAUCAAAUAUAUGUAUAAUCAAAGAUCGUGUCUGUACAAUAUGUAAAAGCUAUUAAAGUCAUCACUUGCAUGCACUAGGCUGUCCUACCUUCCCCAGGAUGGAGCCGGCGGCCCGGGAACACACUCGGGGUUGUGUGUGCACAAACACUGGGUUUGAUUCUGUCCCCUUACGAAGUGGUCCACAAACUCCUAUUAUAUAUGAUAAAGCUGUACACUUAAAAUAAUAAAAGUACAGAUGUCACAAGCAGGAA